Messenger RNA from Effrenium voratum, 636 nucleotides. The record is from the annotation of a GenBank genome assembly. Lineage: Eukaryota; Dinophyceae; Suessiales; Symbiodiniaceae.
AUGAAAGUCAUUUUGCUGGAACGCAUCGCCAAGCUCGGCGCCAUUGGCGACGAAGUCACCGUCAAGGACGGGUUCGCCCGCAACUAUCUGCUGCCGACCGGCCGCGCGCUCAGGUCGAACGAAGCCAACCGGGCACGGUUCGAGGCCGAGCGCGAGCAUAUCGAAGCGCGCAAUGCCGAGCGCAAGUCGGCCGCGUCGGAAGUGGCCGAAGGCCUUGACGGCAAGGAUUUCGUCGUCGUCCGCUCGGCCGGCGAAACCGGUCAGCUCUACGGUUCGGUCUCGACCCGCGACAUCGCCGAUUUCCUGACCGAGGAGGGCUUCCGCGUCGGCCGCAACCAGGUCGAUCUGAAGCAGCCGAUCAAGACGAUCGGCCUGCACGAGGUCGAUAUCGUGCUGCACCCCGAAGUCGAAACCCGGAUCACGCUCAAUGUCGCCCGUUCGGCCGACGAAGCCGAGCGGCAGGCCGCCGGCGAAGACCUGUCGUCCGCCGAGGCGAUCUACGGCGCCAAUGAAGACGCGUUCGAAUCGCUGGCCGAUUUCGACGAGGACGGCGCACCGAUCGAUUCCGACGCGUUCGAAGAGGGUGCCGCACCCGAGGCCGCGCCUGCCGAGGAAGAAGAACAGGCAACCGCCUGA